AUGCGCGUUCCCCUCCGCCGUGCUUCUAGAAUGACGUCGACAGAGGUUCGCGUCAGUGCCGACAACGAGUGGACGCCGCUCAAGUCCGUCAUCGUCGGCCGGGCAGAGCACUCGUGCUAUCCCAGCGAGCCACGACACCUGACCAGCGCGUAUGUACCGCGCGAGUUUCUGGACCGCUUCCGGCCGUACCACCCCUUCUCGGCGGAGGUUGUGGAAAGGGCGCAGCAGGAGCUAGACACCUUUGCCGAGGUGCUGCGACAGCACGGCGUGACCGUGUACCGGCCAGACGAGGUGGACUGGCUCAAGCACGGCGGGUACACGGGCGCGAUGCCGCGCGACCGGCUGCUGACGGUGGGCAACAUGCUCAUCGAGUCCAUCCCCGCAUGGGGCUGCCGGCAGCGCGAGGUCGAGCUGGCGUACAGCACCAUCCUCAGCGGCCUACAGCACCCCGAGGGGGCGAGCUGGCGCGUGUUUCGGCAGCCGGUGCUUCACGGGCACGACACCAUCUACGACGGCAAGGAGGAGGAAACGUUUGACCCCCAGCACGACUGGGCCAUUAGCAACAACCGGCCGGCCUUUGACGCGGCCGACUUUAUGCGCUUCGGCAAGCACAUUGUCGGGCAAAUCAGCCACGUUACCAACCAGAAGGGCAUCGACUACCUGCGCGCAGUGCUGCCCGAGGGCUACACGGUCGAGCUCAUCAAGCCAACUUACGGGAGCGUGGUGCACAUUGACACGACUCUUCUGGCACUGCGCAAGGGUUUGCUCGUGUACAACCCGAGCCACAUUGGCGAAGAGGCGCUGCGCGGGCUCAAGGCGUUUGAGGGAUGGGAGCUGCACGCCUACCCAUACACGCCGCCGGUUAUCGGCCCGCCCACUGGCGGCCCGGAUCAGCCGAUAGCAUCGCGCUGGCUGGCGCUCAACGUGCUGAGCCUGGACGAGAAGACUGUUUUCGUCGAGGCCAAAUCGGUCGAGUUUGCGCAGUGGAUCAAGGAAAAGUUUGACAUCAACUCCAUCAUGCUGCCGUUUCAGCACGUGAAUAGCAUUGGUGGUUCGUUUCACUGCGCGACGGUUGACUUGGUGCGAGAAUAA
Messenger RNA from Beauveria bassiana ARSEF 2860, 1092 nucleotides. Its product is annotated as Amidinotransferase family protein. Bases 1 to 1092 code for a protein of 363 amino acids. Gene Ontology annotation, cellular component: mitochondrion. The transcript has a single exon. Lineage: Eukaryota; Fungi; Ascomycota; Sordariomycetes; Hypocreales; Cordycipitaceae. The record is from RefSeq and is a predicted model, not a curated record. Gene Ontology annotation, molecular function: amidinotransferase activity.